Acanthochromis polyacanthus (spiny chromis) is the source of this 881-nucleotide messenger RNA. RefSeq names its product alpha-protein kinase 3-like. The coding region runs from base 36 to 881 and encodes 281 amino acids. Gene Ontology annotation, molecular function: ATP binding; protein serine/threonine kinase activity. Lineage: Eukaryota; Metazoa; Chordata; Actinopteri; Pomacentridae. Gene Ontology annotation, biological process: protein phosphorylation; cardiac muscle cell development. The record is from RefSeq and is a predicted model, not a curated record. Gene Ontology annotation, cellular component: nucleus. The transcript is spliced from 7 exons.
UCUGAUGAAACUCUCAACCUCGUGUCUUCUUGAUUAUGUGUUUUUUUUUAAUGUUUUUGUCCCCAAGUGGAGGAGAUGAAAGCCAAGUAGCACUGGCUAUUGUUUUGGCAACCAGCCAAGACUGUGGAGUUUAUGGCUGUACGAUCAAAAAUGAAUAUGGGACGGACACUACUGACUUCCUGCUCAGCGUAGACAUUCUGUCUGAAAUACUACUUAAAGAUGAUUUGGAAGUUGGAGAGGAGAUAGAGAUGACCCCACUGCUGUUCACCAGAGGCCUGGCCGACUGCGGCACCUGGGGUGACAAGUAUUUUGGCCGCAUCAUGACUGAGAUGGUGCACAUGGGAGAGGGCCACGCUCACAAAGCCAGCAGGGUGAAGGUCAUUUACGGCCUCGAUCCUGUCUUUGAAUCGGGAAGCACUUGCAUCAUCAAAGUUCAAAACCCCAUCGCCUAUGGGACCAAAAAGGAGAGCAACCUUGCAGAGAGAAAUCUAGAAAUUACUAAGCAAGAAUGCAAAGUCCAAAACAUGAUUCGAGAAUACUGUAAAAUCUUUGCGGCUGAGGCGCGAGUUAUCGAGAACUUUGGCUCUGCACUGGAAGUGAUUCCUCGAUAUCUGAUGUACCGGCCGGCAAACUCUGUUCCAUAUGCCACAGUGGAAGCUGAUCUUACAGGUGUCUUCCUUAAGUAUUCUGUGAUGGAUCCUAAAGGCAAGUUGAUUUCACAAAACAUUUCUGAGCUAGAGCAGAAGUGCAGUGCCUUCCAACACUGGAUCCAUCAGUGGACACAUGGGAAUCUGCUGGUCACUCAGCUGGAGGGUGUGGAAUCAAAGAUUACAAAUGUUCAAGUUGUGACCAAGUCAAAAGGGAGCAAGGAAAGCAGUUGA